Penicillium odoratum is the source of this 969-nucleotide messenger RNA. RefSeq lists its product as uncharacterized. The coding region runs from base 1 to 969 and encodes 322 amino acids. Lineage: Eukaryota; Fungi; Ascomycota; Eurotiomycetes; Eurotiales; Aspergillaceae. The record is from RefSeq and is a predicted model, not a curated record. The transcript has 3 exons.
AUGACUAGGCAAUUAACUUGGCUUGUUACUGGCUGUUCCUCUGGUAUAGGAGAGGCUUUCGUUCGAGCCAUUCUUGAUAAGGGAGACCGAGUGAUUGCCACAGCACGUCCAAAUAAAGGGGUUUCCGGUGUAGAUCGACUAGCCUCCCUGAAAGAGGCCGGCGCCGCGACCAUAGAGCUGGAUGUUUUGACUCCACAAGAAGAGCUGAACGCCAAAGCUAAAGAGGCAUGGGCUAUCUACGGCCAAGUGGACGUACUGGUCAACAACGCGGGCUACAUUGAGGCAGGAAUCUUCGAAGAACUCGAUCAACCACAGCGAAAAAAAACCAUGAUCAACUCUCUGCGAGCGAAUGUUCUUGGUCCGCUCAACUUUACCAGGGCAUUUCUCCCUCUGAUGAGAACAGCCAAGACUGGCACUCUCCUCUUCGUCGGCUCACUGGGCAUAUACUACGGCGCUCUGGGUGCGAACUGCUACAUCGGCUCGAAGGGCUUAAAAGAAGGACUGGUACCCAAUCUUGCUGUGGAAGUCGCCUCGUUUGGUAUUCGAACUUCAAUCCUGACUUUUGGCAAUUUCCGUACUGAGGUCAUGUCUCCGGAGAACAUGAAAUUUGGAGCUACCAAUCCCCAGCCCGAGUAUGAAGAGCUCAACAACCUGAUCAAGCUUGGCCUCAGUGCGCAAAAUAAGAACCAGCCGGGUGAUCCCAGGAAGGCAUGCGAGCUCGUCAUCGAGGCUGUGAGGGGUGAGGGUCGGUGUGCGGGGAAUGAGCUGCCUUUGAGGCUGCCUGUUGGCCCGGAUGCACUCGCUUGUAUCAGAGCUAGCUGUACAGAGAAAUUGGCGCUCUGCGAUGAGUGGGAUGCCAUUAGCUCUCAGACAGACCUAACCAUUCGACCAGAAAUGUCGUUUCAUGUACAGAACGCAGGAGGUAUAUUUUCAAUCAAACCCCGAAAUGUCAAUUAUGUUUUAAGUUGA